GCUACAGUCGAUUAAUCUUCAUCUUCUCUAUUAAAUUAAUUUUAAUGUCUGAAUAUUCAUCUCUUCUUCAGACAGCAGUUCUUGAAUCGGCAGAAGAAUUUGCUUGUUUUAUUUGCUCAAGGUUUUUCUUCUCUGCGUGAAAAUGGGUGCUUCAGGAAAGUGGAUUAAAUCUCUGAUCGGUCUCAAGAAACCCUCGCCCCAUGAAUCCAUCGAAAAGGGAGAAGGUAAGGGGAGGAAAUGGAAGCUAUGGAGGACCCCCUCGGGGGGCAAAACCACCGCCGGCGGCGGCGGUGGCGGUGGCGGUGGCGGCGCGGCGGAGAUUGAGGGCUCGGAGGUGUCUUCUUAUUUCAUCGACGGCGAAAUGGCCGCCGCCGUAGCUGCUUUAGCCAAAGCUUCUCCAAGAGAUUUCAUGGCUGUUCGAAGAGAAUGGGCUGCUGUUCGAAUUCAGACAAAUUUUCGUGCAUUUCUUGCACGACGAGCUUUGAGGGCUUUAAAAGCAUUGGUUCGGCUUCAAGCUAUAGUCCGAGGUCGAUUAGUUAGAAAGAAAGCCGACGUAACUCUACGAUGUAUGCACGCUCUGGUUCGGGUCCAGGCUCGGGUCCGAGCUCACUGCAGCCAAGCCUCAGGUUCGGAGCAUUCGAAGGAUCGAAAUCGACUUGAUCCAAUCAAACAAGCCGAGAGCGGAUGGUGUGAUAGCCGCGGGACUGUCGAGGAAGUCCGGUCGAAGCUGCAAAUGAGGCAAGACGGAGCCAUCAAAAGGGAGAGAGCUAUUGCCUAUGCUCUUUCUCAGCAGCAGCUGCAGAAAACCCCAAAAUCGUGCUUGAAAUCGAGCACGCCGAGCAAGAAGCUAAAUUGGUUAGAGCGCUGGAUGGCGAACAGGCCGUGGGAGAGUAGGCUGAUGGAAGAAUUCCCGGGGGAGUCAUCAAAUUCGACGCCGAAAUCUUUAAAAUAUGGCGCCGGGUCUUUGUCGAGCGCAUCCGAUUACGAUUCGGUGACGAUGAGGCGCAACAACGUUUCGAAGCGGGUCAUCGCAAAAGUCCCGAAAAGCUGCCAAAUUACGCGCUCGAUCUCCGAUCCAUUUACGGAGUCGAUCUGCGGCGAGAGCACGAACUCGAACUUAUCAUCGACGACCACAUCGGGAAGUCCGGGAUCAGGGGAGAUAAAUGGCCCCCGGCGUAACUACAUGAGCCUCACGACGUCGAUCAAGGCGAAGCAGAAACCAGGCAGCACUUAUUCCUCGAAUCCUCGAUCUAUCCAAAGGCAUUCGAUCGAGGAUGUACCAUGUUGUAGGAAACCGAGUCCUUUGUCUAAAGGGAUCGCUCGGAGGAGCGCCGAUGCUGAUCUUUACACGGUUGAUUUAUGCAAAGAUCUCUAUCCUCCGGUGGGCGGAGGUAAAGGUUAUUACAAGUGAGGCGACGAGGAAGAUCGAUCGAUUGGUGUUGUAAGAGUCGAAGUAUUUUGAUGAGUUCAACGUCUUGUUGUUCUUGGUACUUCUUUGUUUUUUUCAAUCUUUUAUUUUUUUUCUUCGAUUCGAGAUUGCCUUAGUUAUCGGGUAGUUAGGUGUUUACGGUUGGCUCGAUUUUUAUGCGAAGCGUUGUUUUGGAUACGGCGCGAUUGCGAGGGAUUAUUGGUCGUGUAGAUUUGUCGAUUUUGAGCCUUGUUUUGUGAGGUUUUUGUGUGUUUUUUGUGUAUAUUGUUGUUGUUGUCUUCUUAAUGACGAGGUUUGUGUCUUAAAUCAUCGAUGUUGUAAGAACACGGGGUUCUUUUAAAGUUUGAUUUCAA
Molecule: messenger RNA, 1782 nt
Organism: Andrographis paniculata
Lineage: Eukaryota; Viridiplantae; Streptophyta; Magnoliopsida; Lamiales; Acanthaceae
Product: protein IQ-DOMAIN 8-like
Exons: 5
Coding region: 143-1411 (422 amino acids)
Molecular function (GO): protein binding
Source: RefSeq, a predicted model, not a curated record